ACAGUUAGCUUAGGACUUUAGGUGUUUUGAUCGAGCCCUGCUUUCCAGAGGCAGAGGUUCCUUCUUUAGACUUUACUUCCUUGGCCAGCCAACCGGUGGUAUUCCAUCAGAGAACUGCUGUAGAGUCAUACUCGUACAUACAUCUUUGUCAAACUCAGACUUUGUAGCAGUGCAGGGUCGGGGAGAAGUACAGCAGUGAAAAGUUAUUAUUCUGGCCGUGAUCCCAGCCGCUAGUGAAGAUGUUGGGGUACAUUGAAGACCGUUCUAAAGCGUUCCGUAAACAAGUUACCAAACGCCAAGCUAACCGGUGGAUACAUCGUCCUGCCUAUUCCGGAGACUUGAUGACAGCUUUCGAGGGAAUGAGCGACCAAGUAAUCGGACACAACUAUAGGCGUGCAUUCGAAGCUGCUGUUAGCCUGCCCGAGCCACAGGCUAAGACUAAGCUGAUGCGACAGUGCUUCGGCAAGCAUUCUGAACCGAUUUCAAAGGAAGACAGGCAAAGGAACAGAACUGUGCGACGAGGAAGGUUUCUAGCGUUCGAAGCUAUUCACGUCGGCUCCAAGUGUAGCUCAUGUUACAACUGUCAUAUCCGUGGUGUCAUGUAUAAGUGUCUUGUUUGUGCACCAGAACAGAGUACAUACUGCUCCUGGUGCUACAAGUCUGGCAGGUUUAUCUUCAGACAUGGGCCACAUCACGAGGUGCUGGAGCUUGCAAUCGCGAUUCCACCCCAAAUGCUUUCUGUCUGCCGGACGAACACCCAGAUCGAGAUGUACCCUGUCGGCGGUCUGAAUGCAAUCGUAAAGACCUUCCUCCUCAAUGAGCAGUACAUGAUGGACUCUUUCGCAUCCAAAUACCAAAACAAGUUUGCAGGCGUUGGAGGUCCAGAUUCUCGACGGUUCUUUGAAGACUAUGCGGCGUUCAGGACUUGGAGCGUCUUGUUUGGCGAGAUUGAACGUGUCCCUGUGGAGAGCAUUAUCGCUAACUUCUACCCGGAGCAUCAAACCCGCAUGUCUCACUUUGCAGACAACAGUGCUAAGGUGGACCACUACACCUUCCUGGCUCUGCAGGCACUUGUCGACCUGAGCACGGACACCGUUUCCUUCUGGGCUUACACGCGGAUUCUCCAUGCCGCAAGACGGAAAGACUUGAGCGACCUUGCCUGCAUGGCUCUUUCUGAUAAACCGGAACUUAUCAGAGGGGAUCCAAGGGAUGCUCUUGAAUUCGACAUCGCCUGCUGUAUGGAGUCAUAUCAAGUGAUUAGAGAUCAGUUGUGCGUCAGUGGGCACCAGAGUGAGAAUUUCAACCCGGCUCAAGUCAAGAACGAGAACUUUGAGAUGUUGAACGCUUUGUUCUUCAAGCGAGAUAUUGACUACGCUCGGGUAAAAUACCGGCCAAUCGCGGCUCGGCUACUGGACCACACGAAGCUUAUUAUGCAGGAUGGUGGUGAUGUCUCCCAACAAUACCACCGGAAAGCAUUCUUCCAAGCCCAGCUGCUCCUGAAGCUGUGCAUGCUGGAGCCAAGCAUUGCACGCAUCUACUUUGACACACUCUGCUUCCUGUAGUGCCUCAGGAUGCCACUGCGGCGGGGGUCCGACUGUGCCGGUUUGUCACUGCGGUCUUGCCCGGGAAUGACUCUACAACACGUUGCUCUCAACUAACUUACUUCACAAUGCUCUAGACUACAUACUAAUGGACGGUAAUAAUAUUAUGCUGCUGAUACGCAAUGAACUGUUAUACGACCGGCCGGUGACCACUGGUACGCAUAGCCUUUAAUUUAAUUCCACGCCACUCACGGUGGGCUCUGUGAUUGUCAUGGCAGUGACAUUCAUCAGUCCACGCCACUCACGGUGGGCUCUGUGAUUGUCAUGGCAGUGACAUUCAUCAGUCCACGGUGCUGCGCCUGCACUACUGUCACUUGCAACAAUGACAUUUGUCCGCCCACACGCCUUGCUCUGUUUUGGUAACGGGAUUCGUCACUUCUUCUGGCCAGGCCAGGUCUCUCAGAUUAUGUGUAGAGAUACAUCAGCACACUCAUGACUGUAUAUAUCGUACUUGUACUUUUUAUAAACAUGCGCUCUCCCCCCCCCCCCCCCCCACCCACACAUACACAGUCACAUAACGUGCAUACACCCGUAUGUAUGCAUGCACAGCACAGUCAUGCUCUCUCUCUCUCUCUCUCUCUCUCUCUCUCUCUCUCUCUCUCUCUCUCCUUGCUCAAUUGCGCACAGACUUGUAUUGCUGCACCGGUGCACUUCUGCAUAACGUCACAGUCAGGUGACUCCUGAGUCCUGUGCUAGGAUCACGUAAUGCCACAUUAACACGGGGGCGCCGCACAGCUCUCUUUUCAGAAUGUUAGGUUCUGUUCUUCAAGUACUGAACCAUGUCGCCAUACCUAUCUGACUGUGAUGGACUGCCGGACGGAAUGGGACCAACAUUUGGUCUUAUGUACUUGGUAGUCAGGUUACACCUGAUUGGAUUCUGCUACUG
Messenger RNA from Sycon ciliatum, 2487 nucleotides. RefSeq lists its product as uncharacterized. Lineage: Eukaryota; Metazoa; Porifera; Calcarea; Leucosolenida; Sycettidae. Bases 240 to 1562 code for a protein of 440 amino acids. The record is from RefSeq and is a predicted model, not a curated record. Gene Ontology annotation, molecular function: zinc ion binding. The transcript has 11 exons.